UGCGUUUUUUAGUGCGAAAUGCCCGCUUCACCUUUGAACGUAGUGACUUUGCCAUGGGGGUCAAAAACUUGAAAGCCAGUACUCGUUGCCUCUUGCUAAAUUUGGUUACCCACAUAUUCCGUCUCAUACCAUGAACACCUCUGACUAUGCCACGGAGAGGUAUCGAAUGAGCACGCCUUGUACUUUGCUUUCCAUAUCUCCGUCUCUUGCAGCCUUGCAUGUCGCCAGAUUUCAAAAUCUUCACCCUGAAACAGCUGGUAAUCUAAGCAGUACACACUGUUCAUACUGCGGGGCGUACGCAUUUGACGGACAGGGUUCCACCUUCGUUUUGAGACGCAACAAAAAGAAGAAGCGGACGGGAUAUCCCAAGAGAGUGUACAGGAGGGUCUGUCAUACGUGCGGACUUACUACCAACACUCUUGUCCCAUGUCUCGAUACGACAGCCAUCACUCAAUCAGAUGCUGCGCCAUCCCCACUCCCCUUGAAAAGAGCUCCAGAUAGUGCAAUAACCGAUGCUUCACUGGAUAAGUGCGACCUCCCUUCCAAGCAAGAGAUUCCAUCUCCGCAAACCUCGACGCUACCCACUCCAAUCGAACACUCGCUUCCUCCCCGGUCAAGGAAAAGUCAGGAAAAGAAAGCACAGACCCUGCGUGAAAUGCUUUCCCGUGACCGACAGAGGGAAGAGAUCAAGAAGACACAGAAGAAAAAUGACACUCAGGGAGGUUUGGCUGCUUUCUUGGAAGGUCUCUGAACGGCAUGCUUCCGGGGUGAGCGGUUCGUCGAGUUUGCGGAUUCUUAUCUGAACUGGUCACCGCGUCAGGUCUGGAACCUUUCAACUCCGCGUCGGCGUGAUUAUCUAUCGCACGUUGCACGUAAUGAGCGGAGCUCUGUGAUCGGCUGCUGCGCGAGAGGUAGGCGUGUGCUGCCUAUGGCAUUGAAGUAGGAGCACCCGAGACUUUCAGCAGAAUCUGUACCUGAUCUGAAAGCAUUGUUUAGACUGCAUAUACCCUUAUACUCACCUCUCAGAACAAGCCCUA
Molecule: messenger RNA, 1037 nt
Organism: Pisolithus orientalis
Lineage: Eukaryota; Fungi; Basidiomycota; Agaricomycetes; Boletales; Pisolithaceae
Exons: 1
Coding region: 131-751 (206 amino acids)
Source: RefSeq, a predicted model, not a curated record